Messenger RNA from Balaenoptera ricei (Rice's whale), 2807 nucleotides. RefSeq names its product potassium voltage-gated channel subfamily E regulatory subunit 3 (gene KCNE3). Gene Ontology annotation, biological process: regulation of heart rate by cardiac conduction; regulation of ventricular cardiac muscle cell membrane repolarization; membrane repolarization during action potential. Gene Ontology annotation, molecular function: potassium channel regulator activity; delayed rectifier potassium channel activity; voltage-gated potassium channel activity involved in ventricular cardiac muscle cell action potential repolarization. Gene Ontology annotation, cellular component: membrane. The transcript has 3 exons. NCBI's taxonomy places the organism in Eukaryota, Metazoa, Chordata, Mammalia, Artiodactyla, Balaenopteridae. The coding region runs from base 421 to 720 and encodes 99 amino acids. The record is from RefSeq and is a predicted model, not a curated record.
CAGCAGGACUACAGAAUGGUACCCCUAAAUGGAGAGAGAUUACAGGGCUGAUCAGAGAGGAAGAGAAACAAGGAAGGCUUCUGAAGGAGCUCUGGACCUUCCCAGCUCCCAAAGUCAAUAUUGAGACCCCAGAUGUGUCCAGAGACAUCCUGAAGAGGCUGAGGGGCUGAGGAGCCUUAGGGCGCCCACAGGGAGAUUCCUGGAGCCGACUAGGAGCCAGUGAAUUUGCUGUUGUUUGGUGAGUCUUCCAGAUGGAGGUGGCCCUCCGUCUGCCUUGUCAGUUCGAACCCCCAUGCAAGGCUAUCUAAGAAAACUGGUGACAGUGACUGCCCUGGGAAAGAAACUUGGGCCACUGGGAACAGAGAGACUGCAUUUUCAUUAGCAUCCUCCGAUUCUUUCCCCACCUGAAUCCCUGUUGCUAUGGAGACCACCAAUGGGACUGAGACUUGGUAUGAGAGCCUGCACGCUGUGUUGAAGGCUCUAAAUGCCACUCUUCACAGCAACUUGCUCUGCCGGCCAGGGUCAGACAACCUGACUGAGGAGAGGCGGGCCAGCCUACCUGGCCGCGAUGACAACUCCUACAUGUACAUUCUCUUCGUCAUGUUCCUAUUUGCUGCCACUGUGGGCAGCCUCAUCCUGGGAUACACCCGCUCCCGCAAAGUGGAUAAGCGCAGUGACCCCUAUCAUGUAUACAUCAAGAACCGUGUGUCUAUGCUCUGAUGCUAAGAGGCCGGGGAUGGCAGAAGAUCAAGAUUCCUGAGGGUUAUCUUGUGGGGCCUCCAGAAUUCAGCUAUGUGUUACAUCAGGCCUCAGUGUUCUAAUCUGUAAGAUCAACAAGAAACAGUACUAAGGGAGGUCAUCACUGGGGAAGGAGGAGAGGAUCUAGCAGACCUAGGCCUUGUGGAUAAGGAUUUUUUCCAGCAAAGAUAGACUUUAUAGACAGUAGGAGCCCUUUGAACAAAUAUAUAAAAGUGGCAGGAAUUCCCUGGUGGUCCAGUGGUUAGGACUCCGGUUCUCACUGCCAAGGGCCUGGGUUCAAUCCCUGGUCGGGGAACUGAAAUCCCACAAGCCAUUCAGUGUGGCCCAAAAAAAAAAAAAAAAAAAAAAAAAAAAAAUAUAUAUAUAUAUAUAUAUAUAUAUAUAUAUAUAUAUAAAAAUACACACACAUACACACAUAUAUAUAUGUAUAUAUAUAUAAAAGUGGCAACAUAUAAUGACAAAUGAGUGUUCUAGUGGCCGGAGUGUUGGGGGCUAGGGGCUAGAGGAAGGAAAAGAGGAAGUUGUAGCAGAGGGAAAUGAGACAGGAAAAUGCCCUGAGGACACAUUUUUUGAUGUGUUAUCUUCAAUGACCAUGAGAAGCAGCAAUGAUUAUCCCAUAUCACAGACAGGAAGUCUAAGUUAUGUUACUUAUUUAUAUUUUUUCACAUUUUAUGUUUUUCAGCCCAUUUAACAUUUGUGAUUUUACCCCCUGUGAGGGAAGCAGAGCAAGUGCCAUUCUGCCCAUUUGGGCCAAAGCAGUACCAUGACUGGAACCCAGGUUCUCUGGUCACCUUGCCUAGUGCUUUGCAAAACUGUGUGCUACCUAGGAGUGGAUCUAGGCCUGAAACUUAUAUAAUUCUGGGGGGGCCCUCCUUAAGAAAAAGAAUUUUAAAAUAUCUUAUUUUUGCAAAUAUUACAAAAACAUAUCACCAUGUUAAUACAUUGUUAGGGCCCCUCCUAAGAACUUAAGAAGGAGCCAUGCAAGUACAGAGCCCUGACUGUUAAGCCUCAUUAGCUCCAUGGUCCCUGUGCCCCUCCAGCCAUGUCCCAGUGCCCUUCCCAGCCCCAUCUCCAGUCCUGGGGACUUCACUACCUCUAAGGCAGCCUCUAACAUUUUGAAUGAAUUCUGUGAGUAAUUUUCUGAUAUCAGGUUGAAAUCUGCUUCUAGAAGAUUAUUAUCACACCUAGAAGAUUAUCAUAUUAAAAGAGGCAGGUACCUGAUUCAGUGGAAAGAGAACCAUCCCUGAUUCUAGUACCAGUGUGGUGUAUAAACUGGCUAGACACUUCUCUCUGACUCUUGUCCUUCUUCAGCACCGUGAAAUAGAAAGUUGAAAUAGUUGAAAGUCUCUAAGGGCUCUACCAGAGCUGAUAUUCUAGGCUUCACAUACAUUGAUUUGAACCACGUAAAACUGCUAUGCUUGUAGGUCAAAAACAGCUGAAUAUCAGUAGUUUCACAUGCUUCAGUUGAAUACAUGAAAUGUGGUCAGCUACAAAUCCCAGGCUGGAACCUCCCACUGUUCUGUUUAAUUUCUGUUAUUAAGGAAUCUCCAUGGGGUCUCCAGAAAGCCCUAUCAAAACAUAUAUAUGUGUAUAUAUCAAAAGCUUUGAAAGCAUAUUUUGAGAGCACUUAUCUCUGAAGAGAAGGAUUAUGGGUGAUUUUCCCUUUCUACUUUAAAAAUUUAUGUAAUAUUUGAUUUAUUUGACCAUAAGUAUGUUUCUUAUAUUAUAAGGGGGGGAAGCUACUUCUACUUUGAAAAAAUGAAAAUAAAUGCCUGUGUGUUACUUGAAUGGAGGAUCACAGAACGCAUUUGCUCCCAUGAGCAGUUAGUUAUGUUGAUUCCAUGCAAAUCAGUGCUGAGCCCCACGUGUGCUCUCAAGCCUUUCCUCAUAUCUUCUUGAGGGAGAAGGUGGAGACCUGCUUAAGAAGAUGUGACAUAUGGGUGGACAACGGACUCGGAAGUCUACAGCUGGAUGGGACUUUGGAGACCGCCCAGCCCAAACACCCAAAUAAAAUAUGGAAUCCCAACAAGAAUAAGAAUGAAUGUCAG